Molecule: messenger RNA, 924 nt
Organism: Fusarium graminearum PH-1
Lineage: Eukaryota; Fungi; Ascomycota; Sordariomycetes; Hypocreales; Nectriaceae
Exons: 2
Coding region: 1-924 (307 amino acids)
Source: RefSeq, a predicted model, not a curated record
AUGUAUCAAAAUGGCAAAGGAGGACGCGGAGACGUGCAUGGACAUGCUGGAUCUAGCCUGGGCCUCAUCGAUAUCGCCACCAUGAGUGAUAUAGUUCAAUGGCCGACUUCACUUCCCGAUCAUAACGAGUGGGAUGAAGACCUCGGCCUACACCCAAAGGACAAGAGAAGCAAGACGAAUAUUGUUCUAGAAGCAGACGAGCGGAUCCCGAUAUACAGGCUUGUCUCGGGAACAGCAUGGACAUUCUCGAAUAUGUUUCGCCGGCACCUUAGCCCUUUGGAUAAGCGUGCUGCCAAAGAGUUCAAGAUAUGUUCGGACAAUAUCUUCGAGCGGAGAGAAGAAGGCAAAUGUUCAACUAAGAGACAAGCUUUCACCAUCUACGUUGUAUACACAUCCGAUAAAUUACGUGAUUCCAAAUUCGUCAGGAAGAACUUCUCAUUCGGACUGGGGUUCCUGGUUGAAACCUCCACUGGAAGGCAAAUGACGAGGUCAAUAGUAAAGAUGAUAAAAGUGACGAGGACACUCGAUCGGAGACUUAGGUUCUCCAAUCAAUGGUUGAUGGGAUAUGGAAAACAUGAGAGAUUUCUCGAACAGCCUUCUGUUUUACAGAUUAUAGCACAGUCCUGGCUCGAUCGAUGGCCAGCCGCGAGAUUCUGGACUAAGCAGCUCACCAAAGCACCGCUCGAUGAUAUUGUCAGAUUUCCGCCACCCUCAUUGCUCUGUCACGGGGAGCAGUACAAGGACCAUUACAACAAUCAGCCAAGCAUCAGCAAUGUAUCAUGGACGUUUACAUCCGUCGAACUGCCCCUCGAACUUUCGCCCGGAAAUGUCGCAAGCAUCGUCAACUGGGUCUCGCCUUGCCGUCUACUCAAAAGACGAACAUUCGAAAGGGCACUACCUCGUCCCUUCAACACGUUGUAUUAG